AUGGCCAUCCCGCCCACAAACUCGACCGACGAUAAACUCUCCUCCCUCUGGCACGCCGCCUGCACCGACUACGCCAAUGAAACCGGCACCAUGCUCGGCGACGAGGAACUGCGGGGCCUCCGUGGCCCCGAAGACCUCUCGCGGCAGCUAGAAUUCGAAAAGGACAAUUUCGAGGACUUUCGCAUGAAGCGACGCCCACUUCUCCAUGCGAUGCAGACUGUGCUCGCCCCCUUUGAGAACUGGGGCGAUCUCAUCGCGGGCGCUGUGGCUGCGGCGUUCCCGCCGGCGUCGUCGAUCAUGGGGGCGAUGUUGCUGGUUGUACGUGGGGCAAGGAGAGUAAGUGAGUCGUUUGAUAUGGUUACGGAUUUGUUUCGCAACCUAGGCCAUUUUGCGUUGCGGCUGGAUUCAUAUAAGGGCGUGCCGCUGAGUGAGGGAAUGAAGGUGAUUAUUGUCAAGGUGUUGGUGAAUUUGCUGCGUGUCUGUGCGGCGUCCCAGAAACUGUUGCGCAAAGGGUCGCUGAAAGCGAGGCUGACGAAGUGGGCGAAGAAUGUGAUCGCGGAAGAUACAGAGGUCAGUUCGCUCCUAGCCGAGCUGGAGGAGCUGACGAGCCAAGAGAAUAUGAUGGUUUCGGCGCAUGGGCUGAAGUUAACCCAUCAGGCGCUCAGGAAUACGGAGGAAUUGCUUGAGAGGGAUGAUCGUAGGCAUGAUCGGGAGAAGUUAGAGAAGGUAAAGGCUGCCCUACAACCAGUAUCCGGGUCAAGCCAAGUUUUCUCUUUCAUCAACGAGAAUCGUAUCCCUGGGUCAGGGAUCUGGAUAGAGGACAUGCUUCGGACUUGGUGGCAGGGAAAUCAGCCUCUUCUUUGGCUUCAUGGUGGUCCUGGAGUGGGCAAGUCCCAUCUCGCGUCCAAAAUUAUCACGGGCUUUGCCAGUGGAGAAUUUUCUGGCACUGCCCCUCUGGUAGCGUCUUUCUUCUGCAGGAACAACGAUGUUGAUCUACGCUCCAUCAACAAGGCUUUGCGUACCUUGGCAUGGCAGGUUGCCACACAAAGCCCAAGCUUCGCAACUCAUGUUGAGGAAUUCUGUUUGAAAGAAGACGCUGAAAAUACCUAUACCUUGUGGGGAAAACUGCUGCUCAAGCACCUCGCUAAUGCGCCAUCAGCGGAAACGUGCUUCGUCAUUGACGGCCUCGAUGAGGCAGAGCUGGAGGAAUUGGAGGUCCUUGGUAGCCUACUGGAGAAGGCUUUUUCAGAAGAUGACUCGAAGACAAGGCCAUCUUUACGUAUUGUACUGCUGAGCAGGGAAUCAGUGCGCCCCAUGCUCGAAGAACACUCACUGGACUGGAUCCCGGAUAUUGAAAUCGGUAAUAAUGAGAACAAGGACGAUCUUCACGAAUAUGUCUCACAAAAACUACAAAAGACUAGAUUGUUUCGCGCGGCGCCGCACCUCCAAGAGGAGAUUGUCCAGGAGAUCAGCCGGGAAGCUGAAGGUCUCUGGGAAUGGGCCAAUCUGGUCAUCAAAGCUGUCCUGCGCUGUAGGACUAAAGAGCAGAUCCAGAAAACCGUCAGGUCUACCCCGCGUGGAAUCAGCGCGAUGUUGAGCCAAGAGCUGCAGCGCCUGAGCAGAGAGUUGUCACUACCAGACGAAAUGUCCUAUGGCGAGUACUCCAUCGAGGAAGCCGCAACGCAGAUUGACCAGUUGAAUGUCCUGCUCUCCUUCGUGACGCUCGCGCAAAAACCACUGAAUGUGCAGCAGCUCAAUACGAUGCUACAUAUCAUCUUCAAAGAAGAGGUCUUGAACCUUGAGGAUGAUAUCCGCAGCUUGUACUCAUCACUCUUUCAGAUCCGACAUACCACAGACGAAUAUGGCUUUGAGCAGGAUUUUGUGAUCCUAAGACAUAGCUCAUUUUACGAGUAUUUCAGGACAUCGCAAGAGUCCGGGUCGAUUCAUGUCAAUGUCGAACAAACCGAGGCCAACUUCGUAUAUGUUAUCCUCCAGACGUUCCGCGAGGUCCACAAGCCAGAGUCCGACAUAGGCCCCGAAGAUAUAUACUUAGGAGACCUCAGACCGUAUGCUGAGAAAUUCCUGCCAUCGCAUUUAGUGCGUGCCAAUCCUGAAAUGGCAGGGAAGCGACGUGAAGAUAUUUCAGCACUUUUUGAAGAUUUGUUCGUCCAGGAAAAACAUAUGAACUGGUUGGUUGAAGUCAUACAAAUGAGGGACUAUGCCAAGUACUGCUUCUAUCCUUCAUCUCGCGUAUCGGACACCGGGAAGUUCUGGUUGAAUGCCGAAGAUCGGGUCACUGCAAAUAGAAGGGCAGAGUUGGUCCUGAGCUGGCUUCUCCCGGAGACGAAACAGCGCUUCGAAGACAAUGCCCGUUUAUCGGAAGAGGCAAACGACACAUGCCUAUUUACGGUGCUCUUCUCCUUCAUGGUGCGGACCUGGUUCCGUCUUUGGCUAGCCCCGGAUAAAAUCAAUGAGGAGGAUGGCUGGCCUGCUGCCCUUCCGCGUUUGUUGAAAGUAUAUUAUGCAAUGGCGGCAGUAGAUAAGGGAUUGGGCGAAGACGACGAAACGAGGAAACUACUAGGAAUGACCUGGGGCAACACUGACGUGUCCGUGAUCAUGGAAGCCGCCGAGCUACAAAAGUUUGAGCAUGCAGCCAUGUGGCAUGCCAGGGUCGCCCAGGCACUGCUCUUGCAAUACCACCAUCGAGAAGCGCGUGAGCAAUUCCACGUCACGCUUGGCCUUGAUAAAAAAGCAAAUACCCUUGACCAUCAGGAACUCUCCGUCGUACAUAGAGAUUUGGCUCGCGCAUGUACUGAAAUAGGGAGACACGCGGAGGCAUUGAACCAUAUGGAACUCGCAGAAAUGAUGCGGAUGCCGAGGGACGAUUAUGGUUCGGACAAGGAUCGAGUCGGCCGAUUGCUGAACACGGCGCAAUUGAAGUAUCGUGCAAAACAAAGAGACAAUGCAAUCGCCAUAGCAAAUGAAGCUUGGCAGGAGCUGUUGGCAACGAAGGAAGACUGGUGGUAUCCUGACUUCCUUUCCUUCUUCGAUAUUUUCCUUGAGCUGCAAACCCCACAGCAUCUUGGGACCGUUUUAGACUGCGCAGCUGAGCAUUUUGAAGGGGCCAGUUCAAAAAGACCGAAGGAUAUGAAUUUCGCAGACUACAUCUUCGAAGUUUUCACCGAACGGCCGCAUACCAUGUACAGGGUGUUUCAGUAUGCUUUGAAAGAGAAGGAUCAGGAUCGCCUGGCUCAUCUUGCGAGGACCAUGGAGAGAAUCGAUACCCUACCAGGAGAGCGUCAUAAUAUCGCCAAUCUUAAAUAUCUCAUCGCAACGGUGUUAUUCGACAAGGGACACUUAGACCUGGCGGUUCAAGGAUGGUGUCAAGUCCUCAACCACGCCAAUUGUGCUACUGACUCUGCCCGGAAUGCCGAAAAUAAUCGCGGGCGCUCACUGGCCCACCUGGUGGAAUUGUGCCUGAGUGGCACCGAGAUCUCUUUCUGUGGAAGCUUCCCGAUCAUGUUGGACACUGCGGCUGAGUCGGGUGACGCCUGUCUGGUUAUCUCGAGCUGGCUUCUGAACCAUGGAGAUCCCAACAAUGCCAGACAUGCUCUCCGCGGUCGCGUUAAAGCAUGCAUCGCCUUGCUAUCAGACGAUGAUCCUACAAAUGACGAGAUCGCUUUCAUAGCUCUUCUCAAGACAUUCCUGGUUGAUCCAGGUAGCGAGGAAGAUCUCGGUGCGGCGUUGUAUUGGAUCAAGCGAGAGAACGAGCGGUUGAUUAAGGUAUACUAUAACGAGGAGCGUGAUGUCAGGAAAUCCAAAGACGGGUUGGAGCUAUUGGACACGCUGGGCGAGAUUCAUAUAGAAAACGAUGGCGAAGACAUGAAUAGUACCGACGGUCUUGACGACUUAGAUAUUUGGUUCAUAUGCGAUCCACUGACGAGAUGCUCGAUUUGCAUGCAGGAGAUAACGAGUAUCCACGGCUGGUACUAUUGUCGCUCUUGCCCGUACAAGACGUGCUGCCGCGAGUGCUCCGGCAAGCUUCGGUGGAUUGCCAACAGCUCUGAUCUAUCCAAAUGCCCUGGUAUUUGCGAUGAUGAACACGAUUUCUUCUAUACUGGUGGGCUUAUUCGACUGUCCGAGCGUGUUCCGGAAGGCAUGGUACCGGUGGUAUCUUCAGAUGGGGAUAGAUAUGCUACUUGGAUUGAGGACUGGAAGGAUAGGCUUGCGGAGAAGUGGGAAACUGCGGGUUUCGCUUUCGACGGGGGGUUAUCGGGUUGGUGCAUGCGCGUUUUGCCGGAGCCACAGAGGACGCGGUGGGCUAAAAUGUUCAAAGUUUGA
This is a messenger RNA of Penicillium argentinense, 4341 nucleotides long. Its product is annotated as NACHT domain protein. Gene Ontology annotation, molecular function: protein binding. Bases 1 to 4341 code for a protein of 1446 amino acids. The record is from RefSeq and is a predicted model, not a curated record. The transcript has a single exon. Lineage: Eukaryota; Fungi; Ascomycota; Eurotiomycetes; Eurotiales; Aspergillaceae.